This is a messenger RNA of Cavenderia fasciculata, 1644 nucleotides long. Its product is annotated as beta-lactamase family protein. The coding region runs from base 1 to 1644 and encodes 547 amino acids. The transcript is spliced from 4 exons. The record is from RefSeq and is a predicted model, not a curated record. Lineage: Eukaryota; Evosea; Eumycetozoa; Acytosteliales; Cavenderiaceae.
AUGACAUAUGAUUUGGCUUUUCAAAUAAUAUUUAUUAAAAUUUUUCCGUUAUCUUUAUUCAUGAAAUUAAUAUUCAUUCUUUUGAUUAUAAAAUAUGUUUCAAUAGGAUGUCCUGAUUACCCACAACCCGUCCCAUUGGACCAAAAUGAUCCUACAUUGCAAAAAGCAUAUGCAGAGGUAGAUGCAAUGAUCCAAGCCAAUAUGAAGACCUAUGGAGUACAAAGUUUUGUAGCAACUAUUGUAUAUGGCGAUGAUUUAGUUUGGUCAAAGGCUUAUGGUAAAGUUGAUCCAUUAAAUCCACAAUCCCCUGAUCUUACAAUUGAUAAUACUGUAAGAAUUGCAAGUAUUACAAAAACAUUUACAGAUUUGAUGAUGUUCCAAUUAAGAGAUAAAGGAGUGAUUGCUUUGGAUGAUCCAAUUUCCAAAUACUAUCCAAAUUUCAGUAUUAGAGAUUCGUACCAUACCAAGAGGGAUAUUACAUUCCGUGAAUUGGCAUCACAUCAAUCGGGUCUACCAAGAGAGGUUCCAUGCAACUUUGACUUGCUUCCAACCGACAAUUGUACCGAGUCGAUAAUUCUCGAGAGACUACAAGAACACUUCUUGAUUCUUCCACAGUACACUACCACCCAUUACUCUAACCUUGGUAUGGCCUUGUUGGGUAGAGCUUGUGGAAAGGCCGCCCACAUGGAAUACGAACAAUACGUAGAGGAAAAGAUCUUGGCUCCACUUGGAAUGCACAAUAGUUCAUUCGACUAUAACAAGAUCAAGGAUCGUAUGGCCAUUGGUUUGGAGUUAUGGCCAAAUGGUACCUAUCUCCAUGCACCCAUCAUUGGUUUGGGAUGGGGUACUCCUAUGGGAGGUCUCUUUGCCACUGCCAGAGACAUGGCCCGUUACGCAUCGUUCUGGUUGUCCAAUGAAAGUCCAGUCCUCGACAGCUCAACCGUCAAGGAAGCUCUAUCCGCCAUCUACCUAGUCAACGACGGUCAAAGUGCCUACGGAACUCCAUGGGAAACAUUCUACAACCAAAACAACAAUAUCUGGGUACGUGAAAAGGCCGGUGCUUUGGAUGGAUACCGUUCUCAAUUGGCUGUUAUUCGUGAACUCAAACUUGGUGUCUUUUUCUCAUCCAUGAUGUAUCUCGGUCUCCAAGACCUCUGGAUGUCUCAAGCUUUAGACAUUUUAAUCCCAGUCUAUGAAGCUAUGCUCUAUGAAAAGAAUAGUACCCCACAAUUAUUCGAGACCAUCCCCACCUCGUUCAAGAAGGCUCCCACUCCAAUCCCUCAAUCUGCCUUGCACGGAGUCUACGAGUAUGAAGGUAGCUUGUUUGUCGUCCAAGAUGACACCAACGGUAAUUUGAUUGCCAACUUUGGUGGAGCACCCAAUUUCAACAUGACCCUUUUUGCUCAGGACCACCCACACAUCUAUCGUAUCAAGAUUGCCGAUCCAAGUAUCCAAUCUUGUAUCUUUGUCGAUGAUGGUAGCAACUAUGAAUUGGUCUACGUCAAGUAUACCGAUGGUGCAUCUCAUCCAGAAUCCAUGGAAGUAAUGGGUCAAACCAUGCCAUGGGUAUCUGAAAAUCCAAGUGAUGCCCAACUCUUUGAAAAAGUAAAACCAAUUAGACCAACUAAUUAUAUGAGACUCUAA